Molecule: messenger RNA, 828 nt
Organism: Cyphellophora attinorum
Lineage: Eukaryota; Fungi; Ascomycota; Eurotiomycetes; Chaetothyriales; Cyphellophoraceae
Exons: 1
Coding region: 1-828 (275 amino acids)
Source: RefSeq, a predicted model, not a curated record
AUGGAAUUCUCCAACGAUAUCCCUCCACCUUCUUACCAGGGCAAAGCUAAGAGCGACUACCGCGUUUUCAACGUCAACUACAAAUGGCGGAAAUCCCAAGGCCUUAUCACCGAACCCGGUGCAGAACAUCCCACCUAUAUCAUUGAUUGCAGCAACUGGAAGAUGAGGUAUCGGUUCCGCAGAGGUCCCUCGGUCAGCGGCCUCCCCGUCUCAGACGAUACGAAGAUCUCAGAUCAACAACUCGAGGGCAAUGAGACGGAUGUCGUUGGUGAUGGCUCAACGCAAGCCUUCAGAAUUGAUUGUCCGCUCCACAUCAAUGGUCGGGCACUUACGCUCUCAGCUGCGAGCAAGCUGCAGACCAAAUACAACUACACGUCAUACGCCUACGCCACGGACCCGAACAAGCCGGCCGUCAUGCAAUGGUUCGGCAAGUCUAUGGUGAAGUGGUUUGACUUCGAUUUAACCGAUGAGGCUGGCAACAAGGUCGCCAGAUAUUACACCAACUAUGCUGGAAUAAAGCGGAUUGGUACCAUCGAAAUGUUUGGACCAAAGGCGCACGAUCAGCUGGCAGCCGAUGAAGUGGUAGUCACUUCCGUCAUGAUGGCUUUCGUAAUGAUGUGGAGAGUCUCCAACAUGGUGCCGCUGGUGGGAGCAAUCACUUCGCGGUCGGGCAAGUCGUAUAAGGUCUCCGAGCAAGAGGCUCUGGAGGAGGAACGAAAGAACCUGGCUGCACACGGCGGGGAAGGCAGCACGGACUUUCUCAACCCGUACGCUGAGAACAUUGACAAUCCGGAUCCAUACAGAAAGUCGAGUGAAGUUGUACGAUGA